AUGGGGUCUUUGACAUCACAAACCCCCUUAUCACAAGAACAACUUUCCGCUUUGAAAUAUCAGAUAUUGGCCUUUAAGCUCAUAUCUCAUAAUUUAGAAGUUCCUGCGCCCUUACAACAAGCAAUGUUCUCCCCUGGACAAUCCCAGGGUUUGUCUGCUCAAGAAAUAACAGGAACUCCCUUAACUGGAAAACUUGUUGAAGCGUCAUAUAAUCAUCAUUCACGGACAUCACCCAACCCAACAGCCGAGGCAGUAUCUUCUGCCCAAGCAUCAGCCUCGACACCCCUUUAUAAUGCCUACACAAAUCCUUUAACUUAUCUAAAACCGGUCAACACCUAUUCUCAUGCAUCCCGCCAACAAAGAAUGUUAAUACCAGCAAUAAUGCCAAUUGGGCUAGAUCCAAAUGAGAUUGCUGCAGAGCGAGAGCGUCAAAUAAAAGCCCGUGUUCAGCAAAGAAUCUGCGCACUCGAAUAUGCACUUGAAGCGGGGUUGUACCAAAGUCAAGCCGAAAAAAUAAAAUUGUUAAUUGAAUUGAAAGGAAAAAAAGUAUUUGGAAAGCAAAAAAAGGCAAGUUACCAUGAAUCUCAAAUUAAUUAUCUUAAUUUGGGAGAUAGACUUGAAAAGCAGCAACGUGAAGAUAGACAACGAGUCAAAAAACAAAAACAUUUAGAUCGAAUACAGAGUAUUUGUAACCAUGGGCGUGAUUUGAUUCAAUGUCAUCGUACAAGCCAAGCGAAACAACUUAAGUUUGGCCGCGCAGUUGUAAGUUAUCAUUCGCAAGUUGAGAAGGAAGAACAGAAGAGAUUGGAAAGAUUAUCUAAAGAACGUUUAAGAGCUUUGAAAAAUGAUGACGAAGAGGCUUACUUGAAGCUUAUUGAUAAAGUUAAGGAUACAAGAAUUACGCAUCUUUUAAAACAAACGGAUCAAUAUCUAGACUCUUUGGCCCAGGCUGUUGUUGCUCAACAACGUGACGAAUUACACAAAGACCCUACUGUAAGAGGUGGUAUUGAAUUGAUGGAUGAUGAAGAAGAUAUAGGAGAAGAUGAAAACAUAACUAUUGUGGUCGAUUAUUAUGCUGUUGCCCAUAGAAUCAAGGAAGAAGUUGAACAACCAUCUAUAAUGAUAGGAGGAAGUUUGAAAGACUAUCAGGGUGCGCCUAAUACUCGUAAAGAACUUCAACAACAGUUUAUCAAACAUGUAGAUUUUCAAGUUCUCUUGACAACAUAUGAAUAUAUUAUAAAAGAUAAAUCUAUAUUAAGCAAAUUACGAUGGGUAUAUGUAAUUAUUGAUGAAGGCCAUCGUAUGAAAAAUACUAAGUCAAAGUUAUCAAAUAACUUGCCAGAAUUAUGGUCAUUGUUGAAUUUUAUUUUACCGAGGAUCUUUGACUCCGUAAAAAGUUUUGACGAAUGGUUUAAUACUCCAUUCGCGAAUGCCGCAGGACAAGACAAAAUAGCAUUAAACGAAGAAGAAUCAUUACUUAUUAUUCGACGUUUACACAAGAAAGAUGUUGAGUCAGAAUUACCUGAUAAAGUAGAGACCGUGAUUAAGUGCAGGCUUUCAGCUUUGCAAUUAAAGCUUUACAGUCAAAUGAAAAAACAUGGCGUACUGUUUGUUAAUACCGGAGAGAAAGGGUAUACUAUACAAAAUUGUUUAAUUGAUAAAGCAAACCUAUUAGCAGAAUCUAUUGGAAUAUCUUAUGAACUAUUAAUUAACUUUGUUAUUAGGAAAACCGGGAUAAAAGGUCUCAACAAUACUAUCAUGCAAUUGAGAAAAAUUUGUAAUCACCCAUUUGUUUUUGAAGAAGUUGAAAAAGACAUAAAUCCUGGAAAUACCAAUAGUGCUUUGCUAUACCGAGUAUCUGGAAAGUUUGAGUUACUGGAUCGUAUACUGCCAAAAUUUUUUGCUACAGGACACAGAGUAGCACAGGAUCGUGCACAUCGUAUAGGUCAAACUAGAGAAGUUCGUAUAUUACGGCUAAUCUCACAAAAAUCUAUUGAGGAGACCAUUUUGGCUAGAGCUCAAUAUAAAUUGGACAUUGAUGGUAAGGUUAUUCAAGCCGGUAAAUUUGAUAAUAAGAGUACAGAAAACGAACGUGAAGAACUUUUGCUCAUAGCUCGUAAUGAAGAUGAACUUAUCAAAUUCAAACAAAUUGAUCAGGAGAGGACACAAAGAGAAGAGAUGGAAUGGAAAAAAUCUGGAGGUAAAGGAAAACGGCCAGAUAGAUUAAUAGAGGAGAGUGAAUUGCCACCUGUAUAUAUAAAAGAGUACGACGCAAUAGUACGACAAGAAGAACCAGGAGUAGAAUAUGGCCGAGGUCAAAGACCGAGAGGAUCCGUUCAUUAUGACGAUGGAUUAACAGAGGAGCAAUGGGUUAAUGCUAUUGAAGAUGAAGAUAUUGAUGUCGAAGAUCUAAUUGCUAAAAAACAAGCUGCUAAAAAACGGCGUUUGGUUAAAAAAUCACAAAAACUUCACAGUUCCACACAUCUGGAUAUAUCACAUAAUUCAACACCACAUCCAGAUGAAUCAAGCGCGGAUGCAGCCGAAUAUAAAAAGAAACGUGGGCGACCGCGGAAAGAUGAAAUGCCCAGUGUUGAUGAUAACAAUGCACACGACAUACAGUCUAAGCAAUCAAAAAAGAAAGGAAAAGGAAAACGAGUUGAAACUAGCGAUUUUGAAACAUUUGAUCAACCAAAAAAUAAAAAACGGAAGCAACAGCCUAAAAAAACUCAUGAGCAAACAUCAUCUGAUACUGUAUCGCCUCAUACUCGGGAUCGGAUGAGACGUAUUUUUAACAGAUGUUAUUCUGCAGUUGAGAACUUAAUGGAUGAUACUGAAGGGUUUGAUACAUACCUCUUCCUUACACUUCCUAGUAAAAAGGAAUACGACUAUUAUUACACGGUCAUUAAUAAUCCAAUUGCAAUGGAUACAAUAAAGCGUAGGAUCAAGCUUAAUCAUUACCAAUCAGCGGCCCAAUUUCGGGAUGAUUGGCAUUUAAUGUUUAAUAAUGCAAGAACAUUUAACGAAGAGGCAUCAACAGUGUAUAAUGAUGCGGAAAAAUUACAGGAAGUUUUCGAUGAAACGUUUGAAGAACUUUGUCCUGGAGGUCAAAUUCCUCCGUCGGGAGAUGAAAUGGAUAUUUAG
This is a messenger RNA of Racocetra fulgida, 3141 nucleotides long. NCBI's taxonomy places the organism in Eukaryota, Fungi, Glomeromycota, Glomeromycetes, Diversisporales, Gigasporaceae. The record is from the annotation of a GenBank genome assembly.